This is a messenger RNA of Suncus etruscus (white-toothed pygmy shrew), 2203 nucleotides long. RefSeq names its product platelet glycoprotein 4. The coding region runs from base 286 to 1704 and encodes 472 amino acids. Gene Ontology annotation, molecular function: scavenger receptor activity; low-density lipoprotein particle binding; low-density lipoprotein particle receptor activity. NCBI's taxonomy places the organism in Eukaryota, Metazoa, Chordata, Mammalia, Eulipotyphla, Soricidae. Gene Ontology annotation, cellular component: cell surface; caveola; cytoplasm. The transcript is spliced from 15 exons. The record is from RefSeq and is a predicted model, not a curated record. Gene Ontology annotation, biological process: long-chain fatty acid import into cell; lipid storage; receptor-mediated endocytosis.
GGGACAAGUACAACCAGAGUCAUCAGUGUUAAUUACUUGGUCUUCAACAGCAUUUCGAAAAUCUCUUAACAUUGGUGGCCUUGAAUUUUUUUCAUCAAGACUUCUAACUGAUCACUUACAAAUGAUUAAAAGAAUUGAUUUUUUUCCUGAGACUCAUCAAUUCACUUCCUGAAAAAUAUCAUUUUGCUGAUUAUUUGUAAAUAAGACUCUUGGAAAUCACUGGAAUCAGACUCAAGUGUUUAAAAGAAACGGGUGUGCACCUUAAUACUAUUCUCAAUUAGAAAAAUGGGCUGUGAUCGGAACUGUGGACUUAUCACUGGUGCUGUUGUGGGUGCAGUGCUGGCUAUCUUUGGAGGUGUUCUAAUGCCAGUGGGAGAUAUGCUAGUCGAGAAGACAAUUAAAAAGGAAGUUGUCCUUGAAGACGGUACAAUUGCUUUUCAAAACUGGGUUAAAACUGGCACAGAAGUUUACAGACAGUUUUGGAUUUUUGAUGUGCAAAAUCCACAAGAAGUGGUUGUUAACAGUAGCAAAAUUAAGGUUGUGCAAAGAGGUCCUUAUACUUACAGAGUUCGCUAUUUAGCCAAGGAAAACAUAACCCAUGAUUCUGAGAGCCACACAGUUUCCUUUGUACAGCCUAAUGGUGCCAUCUUUGUACCAUCACUAUCAAUUGGGACAGAGAAUGAUACUUAUACUGUUCUCAAUCUGGCAGUUGCAGCUAUACCUCAUCUUUAUCCAAAUGCAUUUGUUCAGUCUGUACUCAAUUCACUUAUCAAAAAGUCAAAAUCUUCUAUGUUUCAAAGGAGAACUGUGAAAGAACUGUUGUGGGGUUAUACAGAUCCAUUCCUCACUUUGGUCCCAUACCCUAUUGUUACCACAAUUGGUUUGUUCUAUCCUUACAAUGAUACAGUAGAUGGAGUUUAUAAAGUUAACAGUGGAAAAGAUGAUAUCAGCAAAGUUGCCAUAAUUGAAAAAUAUAAAGGCAAAAAGAAUCUUUCAUAUUGGGAAAGUUAUUGUGACCUGAUUAAUGGUACAGACGCAGCCUCGUUUCCACCUUUUGUUGAAGAGAGCCGAGUAUUGCAAUUUUUUUCUUCUGAUAUAUGCAGGUCAAUCUAUGCUGUAUUUGGAGGCAAGAUUGAUCUGAAAGGAAUUCCUGUAUUCAGAUUUGUUCUUCCCUCCAAGGCCUUUGCAUCUCCAGUUGAAAAUCCAGAUAACAUUUGCUUCUGCACAGAAAAAAUUUUCUCGAAUAACUGUACAAAUUCUGGUGUCCUAGACAUUAGCAAAUGCAAAGAAGGAAAGCCCGUGUAUAUUUCACUUCCGCAUUUUCUGUAUGCAAGUUCUGAUGUUUCAUCAAGCAUUGAAGGUUUACAUCCUGUAGAAGAAGAACAUAGAACAUACAUAGAUGUUGAACCUAUAACUGGAUUCACCUUACAGUUUGCAAAACGACUGCAGGUCAACUUACUAGUUAAACCAGCAAAAAAAAUUGAUGCUCUAAAACAUCUGAAGCAUCACUAUUAUGUGCCAAUUAUUUGGCUUAAUGAGACUGGUACCAUUGGUGAUGAGAAGGCAGAAAUGUUCAGAAGUAAAGUGACUGGAAAAAUAAAACUCCUUGGUCUGGUAGAAAUGGUAUUACUCAGUAUUGGUGUGAUAAUGUUUGUUGCAUUUAUGAUUUCAUAUUGUGCAUGCAGAUCAAAGAAAAUAAAAUAAGAAGAAAAUGAAUCAACAUUUCUGUACAAUUACAUCAAGAAUUUUGCUACUAUCAACCUUUAAAAGGAAACUUUCAUAUGCUUUAUUUUCUGAAACAUGAUCUUUUAGUUGAAAAAAUAUGGCACUGUUUUUGUACUAUCUUGCAGCAGCUCGUUUCUAAAAGAUUGUUGAUAUGCCAUUAAAAGCUAUAUUUUAAACAAAAGAAAUUUCCUUCUAAAAUGCAUUACCUACACAGUUGAAUUGAUUUUUGUUUCUACAGACCUGCUCAAGUAUGAAGCAGUUAUGAUCAUGUGAUAUUGAGUCACUAAUGCGUUUCAUAGUGAUAAAUUCUGGACCCAGAACUUUUGUCUUUCUCAUCAAGGGAAAAGCACAUCCAGCAUUGGUAGUGCCCCUAUUUAGUUGGAACACAAAGACCCCAGGACUUUACAUCACAUUUCAUCAGCACCAACUAUUUCUGAAAAACUUUUAAUAAUGAAAACAAAUGACUAACUAUGAGCCA